AAAUGCGUGCGAAUGCUCGCGAAGCGCGGAGGUGUCAGCUCGCUCGUCCGCUCGUUCGUUCGUACGUUCGUCCCGAAUCGUUCGUGAAUCGCCGUUAACGUCAUCGUUCGAGUCGCCGCGCAUCACGAUCACCGUUCUCGCCUUCGUGGCCGCCGCUCAUUCGCUCUCCACUCGCGUUCGGCAUUGUUCGUUGUCCGAUCAGCCCGCUCCCACCCCGCCGUCGCCGAGCGCCCCUCCGUCCCCGUGGGAAACCUGCGAGAGAGCUAGCGCUGGGCAGAACUGAUCGUCCACAUAACAAAGUGAACAGGCACUGUUUGUAAUCGCGGUAAAUGUGGUGAUAUACACGGUGUGGAAGGAGUAGCGGAGAGAGAGCAAGAGAGAGGAAAAGUACUGUGACCAGAAGGAAAGGAUAAAACGAUUGGGACAGUCACGAUCGAAGGGGAAACACAACAUAGGAGAACGCGGCUUCUGACUUGUUUGAUGAUCUGACAGUGUUUGAAACGACGCUGCACGGGACGCUACACAAAAGAACAUUCGAACGGGAAGAAUUUUAAGUGUUGCGCGAAAACGUUCAGUGAUCGAUUCAUUAGCGAUUUGAUAUCAGUGAUUGACGUUAAUAAUUGAAAUAGUGUCGACAAGUUCAUUAACAUUGAAAUUUCGUGGAAGAGAGUUUUAUCAACCGAAGUGAGAUUAAACGACUGAGAAAGAAAGAGAGAGAAGACUUGUUCGGGAUAUUUAUUAAUUUUGAUCGCGUACGCGACAGACGCGAGGAUCAAAGGGGAAAAACAGCGUAGAGGAAGCUUUCCGCGUAUCCAUCUCGAUUCUCUGUCGCCGCCGUCGCCGUUGCCGUCCGCGGAUCGUGCACGUUCCUCGCUUGUCGGUGCGCGUCGUCAUCGUCGUCGGUGCUCGUGCGCGUUGGUGCGCGCAGUUACGUGUCCGAGGAUAACCGAAGAGCGGCGGAAUCGCCCGAGGCGGCGCGGCACGGCGGCCGAAGACAUCACGAUUACGUAUCUCGUGGCCCUCCCCCUUCAUUCUCGCCCAGGCGCCCGUCGUACGCGCACGUGCGCGCGCGCGCGGGUGUGUGAGUGUACUGCGUGCGUGCGCUUGUGUAUUCCGUCGCGUGUGUCGGCUCCGGAGCGUGCGGCAGGAGGAGAGGAAGAAAGAGUGAGCGUGAACGGAAGCCGCCAGGAUUACGCCAAACCGAGGAAAUAUGAGCAUUGCUGCCCUACUGCAGGCCGCCGAGUACAUUGAACUCUUUCAAACAGAAGCUGAACAUGGCUAUGCUUCAACGAUGCCAAUACCCGAUGAUAUGCGGACGGUUACAAAGAGGCCAAAGACAAAGAAGUCGCAAGGCAGCAGGACGACUCAUAACGAGUUGGAGAAAAAUAGGAGAGCUCACCUUAGGACUUGCCUCGAGAAGCUGAAGUUGCUGGUGCCACUUGGGCCUGAAACUUCGAGGCACACUACGUUGGGUCUUUUGACCAAGGCCAAGCGUUUUAUCAAGAAUCUAGAGGACCGCGAUCGUAAGCACAUCAUACACAAGGAGCAGCUGUCGCGCGAGCACAGGUUUCUGAGACGACGGCUCGAACAGCUGACGAGCCAGACCGGCCUCCACGGCCUUCACGCGCUUCACGGCCUCCACGGGCUAAGUACGAGCGCGCCGACCGGCUCCGCAACCGCUGCAGCCGCUGCCGCUGCCGCCGCCGCAUCCGCGGCAAUGCUGUCUAAGCGGCGCAGCAUCUCCGAGUGCUCCCUGGGCACGGCGUCCACCAGCUCCACCGGAAGCUCCAUAAACUCCGACAGGUCUGCUGGCAGUCCAUCCGUCUCGGAGUCCGACGAAGUGGAUGUGAUCGGUUAUACGAGCAAUCAAUCGGACACCGAUGAUCACAGUAGCGUACAGAGUAGUAGCGACAGCGGUGUCGCGAUGUCCACCUCCAGGCUGACUCUUUCUGAAAUGAUGGACAAUCUUUAGACAAAGAGGCGGCGAGAUGGCGGCGAAAGAAGAAGCGGUUGAAAAAGAGAAAAGGAUAAGGGAGGUAAAGAUAGAACGAAAGGAAGAACAUCCAUUGGGGCGUACGAAAAUUGACGGCGCGAGAGAUAUCGAUUCAUACACACAUAACAUAUACACACAAAAUGCACAUUUAAAUUCAUAUUUGUGUCCUUCCAAAAUGGCCUGGCUGGCAAAGCAACACUAAAGAAGAAGAAGACUUUCAAGCGUUGCACGACUUUACGAAGACUUUCAGAGAACAGAGAAGAUUUCAAAAAUCAGAAAUCACUGAAGAGUAGGAGAUGUAAAAAUUCGGAAGACAUUAAUCCUAAUACAAUAAAAAAAGAAGAAAAUAAAGAAGAUGAAGUCGUCUUUGAUAUCAUCUUAUUGUUAGUACUAGCCUACAACAUAAAGAAUAAGUACUUUUUGAGAUUUUGGAGUCGUUAAAAAUUUAUAAAAGGAGGAAAAAUUGAUUCGAAGAUUAUAUAUUAAAGAAUAUUAUAGAUACUUACAAAAGAAUCCGAAAGAAAGAAGAGACGUGAAAGAGAAAAAUUAUUUUGAUGACAAGAAAAAACAGGCCAUCUUACAAAAACAUUUGUCAUAUAAAAAUAUAAGAAAAGUAGAGAGCAGUUUGAGCGAAAGAAAAAGAAAGAAUAUUGAAAAGGAAAGAAUUUAUGUAAAAAUCUCAUUGCAAAUUAUGUUUGGCAUCUUAAAAAGAAGGCAAUAUCCAGAAACAUCCAAUGACUAAGAAAAUCAAAGAAGAAAGUUUUGGAUCAAGAAGAAAAUCAAUAAAGAAGAUACUUUCUGAAAGUUAUGAACGCAGACUGGAAAAUUGCAGCACAUUUUCCAAAAUGACAGUAAAACAUUAUGUUAUGCAUUGAAAGAAAAAUAAAGAAAAAAACUAGAAGAAAAGACAGAAGAAAAAAAGAAAUAAAAACAGAAAAUUAAUUAGAAAGAAUAAGAAAUGAGAGAAAAAGGCUAAAAAUAAAUACGAAGAAACUAAAAAGAUUUUGCCAAGAAGAAAGCCAGCAACUUUUCGAGAUGGUUAACUUGGAUAAAAGAAGGGACGGCAAUAUAUGAAACAAGAAAACAAGACGAAAAGGUAACGAGCGCGACUUUGAAGAAUGCAAAAAAUAAAGGGGACAGUUGUAAAUUAUCAAGAGUUGACAGAGAAUCGCAGCAACAUUGUACAUAUUUUUAAGAACAAACAAAUUUAUCGAGAGCGUAAUAUGCGAGAGAGAGAGGGAGAGAAAGAGAGAGAGAGAGAGAGAGAGAGAGAGAGA
Messenger RNA from Formica exsecta, 3270 nucleotides. It is a transcript of the gene Mad, whose product is annotated as max dimerization protein 4-like. Gene Ontology annotation, biological process: regulation of transcription by RNA polymerase II. Lineage: Eukaryota; Metazoa; Arthropoda; Insecta; Hymenoptera; Formicidae. The record is from RefSeq and is a predicted model, not a curated record. Bases 1211 to 1972 code for a protein of 253 amino acids. The transcript is spliced from 8 exons. Gene Ontology annotation, molecular function: DNA-binding transcription factor activity, RNA polymerase II-specific; protein dimerization activity; RNA polymerase II cis-regulatory region sequence-specific DNA binding.